Molecule: messenger RNA, 1526 nt
Organism: Phyllopteryx taeniolatus (common seadragon)
Lineage: Eukaryota; Metazoa; Chordata; Actinopteri; Syngnathiformes; Syngnathidae
Exons: 8
Coding region: 583-1200 (205 amino acids)
Source: RefSeq, a predicted model, not a curated record
UGUGAGUGCGCGCCUCAGCGAUGACGUUGGAGGAAAGACAAGCGAGUGACUGCAAUGUACAAGUCAGGGUUAUCUGAUCUCGCAAAUACACAUAGACUCAGAAUCAAUGAAUCUCAAGUGUGUGUGUGUGUGUGUGUGUUUUGGCUGUGUGUCGCGUUGCGGUCGAAGAGUUGAGAAGAUCCUCAAAGAUGAACGUCAGCACUUUGAUUGACGGGAAACUUGCAGGGUGUGUGUGUGUGUGUGUGUGUGUGUGUUUUGGGGCGUUCAGAGGGUUAGGAUAAAAAGCGGCGCACUUGAGAGGACAGACGACGCAGGCUGACCGCGAUGGCGAUGACGUCUGAAUCCAAACAGGUCACAAGUCUCCGUGCAGAUCAUUUGUCAUGAUUGGCGCAGUGACGCAAAGAAUUGCUGUUCCAAGCCGACGACGGUGCGGCCUGACGUCCGUCUUGUCUUGUCCUUCGGGCUUCAAGCGGACGCCGGCGUCAUCGCGCGACGCUGAGAAAAACGUGUCGAAACGUCCUCUCCAUCGAUGACGUCGCACCGUGUGUGUGUGUGUGUGUGUGUGCGUGUGGGGUCGGGACGAUGGCUCGACCUGACACAAGCCCAAAGUUUUUCUGCUCGUCCGUUCACGGCUUGAAAGGCCACAAAUUGAGUCAUCCGACCGUGCGGACCGCUGUGUUUGUGUGCCGGCGGCUUCCAGGGAAAUGGAACUUUUGCGUCAAGGAUCACGGCGGCCGCAGUUUGUUUGCGAGGCCGACCUGGUCGACGUUCGUGUGUCUGCAAUCAGGGUUACUAUGGCGAUGGGCUGGUGUGUGUCGAGUGAAAUCCAUACCUCGAAGGAAACGGUGGUUGCCAUGCCAACGCAGACUGGUUCACAUUGACCCUGAACAAAGCGUCGUGCAGCUGCGCGGACGGUUCCGCGGGAGACGGACGCAACUGCGAGCCGCUCCACUCGGCUCAGAAGCGCAGCGUGCGAGGGCGUGUUUUGUUCACCGACUCUCUGCGACCCUGCCAGGAUCAUCACGAGGAGCUGGCGGCAUCUCCAACCCGGUUUACGAGGACGAACCGGAACCGGACUCCGCCACCUCGGCCGACGCCGCAGAGGUGGAGGUGCCUGAGGCCAACAGGCCGCCGGAAGACCCGCUGCGGUCGGGCUCGGGCCUUUUACAAAUUGUUGAAACGUGUGAUGAAAGAGUUUAAAAUGUAACUUGCCACACUAAAGUCAGUGAAAGGGGGCGGGGGGAAGCCGUUUGGGGGAUUUUUAUUUGUUCUUCAUUUACACAUGGCACAACCCCCAAACAAAGUAGUUGCUGCUUUCCCCUCUCAUGCUCCUCAAACGCGCCCCGAUACACAGACUCACAGCAUGAAACCUGUCAGUGCGUGCGUUGCGCAGGAGGGGCAGCGUUCCCCAGCUCGAGGUCUUCAGGGCUCGGCCUCCAACCUGUCCCGGUUCUAUGCUUUUGUAUUUUAUCGUAAGUGGUACAGCAUGUUUAAUAAACGCGUUUCAGAUGUGUUCAAAAGUUUCA